Verticillium nonalfalfae is the source of this 454-nucleotide messenger RNA. RefSeq lists its product as uncharacterized. The transcript has a single exon. The annotation marks the transcript as partial. The record is from RefSeq and is a predicted model, not a curated record. Lineage: Eukaryota; Fungi; Ascomycota; Sordariomycetes; Glomerellales; Plectosphaerellaceae.
CCUCAACAACCAGGGCCACCCCCUCGGCCUCAAGCUCCUCGACCUCCUCCUCCACCGCGAGCCGCCGCGCACCCAGCUCCGGCCCCUCAACAUCAUCACGCUGCUCCACUUCAUCAAGCAGAACCUCUGGCAGCACCUCUUUGGCCGCCAGGCCGACCGCCUCGAGAAGAGCGCCAACCCCGACACGCCCGACGAGUACAUGAUUGUCGACAACGAGCCGCUCGUCAACCGCUUCGUCAGCGUGCCGCGCGAGCUGAGCCAGCUCAACUGCGCCGCCUUUGUCGCCGGCAUCGUCGAGGGCGCCUGCGACGGCGCCGGCUUCCCUGCCCGCGUCAGCGCGCACAGCAUCAAGGCGCCCGGCAAGGAGGAGGCCGAGCUCUGGCCGGGCCGGACGGUGUUCCUGAUCAAGUUCCGCGGCGAGGUCGUCGAGCGGGAGGGCUUCCUGAAGCAAUAA